AAUAUAUAGGAAUUUUUGCUGAAAAUUCAAUUAAAUUUUGUCUGAUUAUAUGAAAUUAGUUCAAUUACUACUUUAAUUAUUUAGAAUUUCGUUUUAAAUUUUGCGGAUAAAGCACUUAAGAUUUGGUUGUAACCAAUAUGGUUAACGGACGUAUACCUUCGGUCUUUUCCAAGACCUAUGUGACGCCGCGUCGUCCUUACGAAAAGGCACGCUUAGAUCAGGAAUUGAAAAUCAUUGGAGAAUAUGGUUUACGUAAUAAACGGGAGGUAUGGCGUGUAAAAUAUGCUCUAGCUAAGAUUCGUAAGGCUGCUCGUGAAUUGCUGACUUUGGAAGAGAAAGAUGAAAAGAGAUUGUUUCAAGGUAAUGCUUUGCUGCGCCGCUUGGUACGUAUUGGUGUAUUGGAUGAAACGCGCAUGAAACUGGAUUAUGUUUUGGGUUUAAAAAUCGAAGAUUUUUUGGAGCGACGUCUGCAGACUCAGGUCUUUAAAUUGGGUUUAGCUAAAUCCAUACAUCAUGCCCGUGUCUUGAUACGUCAACGUCAUAUCCGUGUACGCAAGCAAGUGGUUAAUAUUCCAUCCUUUGUUGUGCGUUUGGAUUCGCAGAAACAUAUUGAUUUCUCUUUGAAAUCGCCAUUCGGCGGCGGUCGUCCUGGUCGUGUUAAGAGGAAGAAUAUUAAGAAAAACCAAGGAGGUGCAGCUGGCGCUGAAGAAGAAGAAGAUUAAAUAUGAUUAAAUAAUUUUUUAAAUAUAAAAAACUUCAAAUAUGGUUCAUACAAAA
Glossina fuscipes is the source of this 777-nucleotide messenger RNA. RefSeq names its product 40S ribosomal protein S9 (gene RpS9). NCBI's taxonomy places the organism in Eukaryota, Metazoa, Arthropoda, Insecta, Diptera, Glossinidae. Gene Ontology annotation, biological process: translation; positive regulation of translational fidelity. Gene Ontology annotation, molecular function: structural constituent of ribosome; rRNA binding. The record is from RefSeq and is a predicted model, not a curated record. Gene Ontology annotation, cellular component: cytosolic small ribosomal subunit. The transcript is spliced from 4 exons. The coding region runs from base 138 to 722 and encodes 194 amino acids.